AUGCCACGUCGGCGCAAUCCGGAUGCGCCCGCAGCGCCAAAAGCGCCGCGCGUUCGCAAGAAGAAGGUGGAAACGGACGUGGUCAAGCAGGACUCAAUUGUCUAUGAGCCGUUAAUGCAGUCCAACGGCAUAAUGAUGGAUGACGCGGGCCUGUAUGCGCAAGACUUCGGUUUUGCGUUCGGAGCUCAGCCAGCGUUCACCAGCCCCGAUCAAACGAACAGCCCCUACAUGCUGCCUCCACAGAGUAACACACCGCAGCCACCUAUAAUGAUGCGACAAAUGGCGCCACCCUCGCAACCAGGCCCCCAAUUAGCUGCAUCGGCACAGCCCAUGAAUGCCGUUCCAAGCCCUUUAGAGUUUCGUAUUCAUGAGAUGAAUCGGCGUUUAUAUAUAUUCAACUCUUCUGGGAUAUGUGAAAAGGAUUUUGCACAAUGGUGGGAUGCGUUUUCUCACGAGUUCUUUGAUGACGAUGCCAAAUUGUGGAUAAACAUCGUCGAUGAACACAGUCCUCAUUCAGAGAAAUAUGUUUUGGGCCGUCAACUGAUACCUCGCUUCUUUCGCUCAUUCUUCGAAAGUAAGAUUCGGGAAAUGUAUUUUGUAAUACGUGGGCAGGCUCGGGAGUCUCAAGCACCGUCUGGAAUGAUUCAUUACGAAAACCAGGACGUACUACAAGUCACCAAACAUGACGUCCCCAAUGCAGAGGUUCAGACCAAAUUUAAGCUGUUUAUUGAGUUCACUCCUUACGAUGAAAUUCUAAACCAUCGUAUACGAACAUGGAGCAUGGAAUUGGAGAGCUGCCAGGAAUUCUUCAUGAAUGAAAUUACGAAGGAAUACGAAAUUCAUCAUUCUGAUGGUAUGGAGAAGUCGUUGCCGUUGACUCAUGUGGGCUUGCCACAACAGACGAUGGCCUGCCUCUCCAUGAGUCGAAUACUGGAACCAAUGCAGAUGCUGAUGAGCCAAAGUAAAACAUCAGGAGUAGGUUCUUUUCCCUAUACCAUUCUUUUUAUUCAUUAUGUUUUACGGUCAUUCCAUUAG
Angiostrongylus costaricensis is the source of this 1035-nucleotide messenger RNA. Lineage: Eukaryota; Metazoa; Nematoda; Chromadorea; Rhabditida; Metastrongylidae. The record is from the annotation of a GenBank genome assembly.